Molecule: messenger RNA, 2031 nt
Organism: Mangifera indica (mango)
Lineage: Eukaryota; Viridiplantae; Streptophyta; Magnoliopsida; Sapindales; Anacardiaceae
Product: probable pectinesterase/pectinesterase inhibitor 51
Exons: 2
Coding region: 165-1856 (563 amino acids)
Biological process (GO): cell wall modification
Molecular function (GO): pectinesterase inhibitor activity; pectinesterase activity
Source: RefSeq, a predicted model, not a curated record
UUAAAAUUCAAUUAUGUUACUUUUUUUCUACUAAAUUCCAUUAACAAACAAACAAACCCGUGACUCUCUCGUUUUCCUUUCUCGUGAUUACCUGAAAGCAAUAUCCAAUUAAUCACAUAAUUCACAUUCUCAAUAUUAACUACAAAUUCCCUCUACAAAUACCCAUGGCCACCAAACGGCCUCAAAAGAAACCCAAAUCCAAAUAUCUCCUCCUUCUCCUCAUGGGUUCUCUUCUUCUCACCCUCUCUCUCUUCUCUCUAUUUAUCUUCUUCUCCCUUUCCUCUGCCUCACACCGCAAACACUUCCCAAAACCCAUCCAAUCCCCGCAAGACAUCCCGCAAAUCGCCCUCGCCUGCAAGGCUACACGUGACCCCGUCACGUGCCAAUCUUCCCUCUCGCAAUCUAACCAAGUCCCCACCAACCCCACGCCAUCACAAAUAAUCCAAGCCGCCGUGUGGGUUUCCUCCGAGAACCUCAAAACCGCCGUUGUUAAAGUUCAGUCCAUCCUGGACUCGUCCGCAGACAAUCAGAACCGUUCCAAUGCGGCGAAGAAUUGUUUAGAGCUGCUCGGGUAUUCGGGGCACCGGGCCCAAUCAGCAUACGACGCGCUGCCACUUGGCAAAAUUAAGGACGCGCGUGCGUGGUAUAGUGCUUCUUUGACAUACCAGUACGACUCCUGGUCGGCGUUGAAGUACGUUAACGACACGAAGUUAGUGGGCGAAACAAUGUCGUUCUUGAACUCAUUGAUACGUUUGACGAGUAACGCGUUGAGCAUGAUGAUGUCGUUCGAUAACUUCGGGGACGAUUUCAACACGUGGCGGGCACCCGAGACAGAGCGGACCGGCUUCUGGGAGAAGGACGGGGCGGGCGCGGUCCAGCCGGGGUUUAAAGGUGGGUUUCCGUGGAAUUUAACGGUGGACGUGACGGUGUGUAAGGAUGGGAGCUGUAACUACAAGACGGUUCAGGACGCCGUUAACGCCGCGCCGGAUAAUGUGAUGACACGUAAGUUCGUUAUUAACAUAAAGGCGGGAGUUUACGAGGAGAUCGUCAGGGUGGCUUUCAGGAAAAAGAAUGUUGUGUUCUUAGGAGACGGCAUGGGUAAAACGGUAAUUUCGGGAUCUUUGAAUACGGGCCUGAUGGGAAUUACGACAUUUAAUACUGCGACUGUUGGAGUUCUUGGUGAUGGGUUUAUGGCCAGUGGCGUCACAUUCCAGAACAUAGCAGGUCCAAAUUCUCACCAAGCAGUUGCAUUCAGAUCGGACAGUGAUCUAUCCAUUGUUGAGAACUGUGAAUUCCUGGGCAAUCAAGACACUCUCUAUGCUCACUCCCUCCGCCAAUUCUACAAAAAUUGUCGAAUCCAGGGCAAUGUGGACUUCAUUUUCGGAAAUUCUCCUGCAUUUUUCCAGGAUUGUCACAUCUUAGUUGCUCCGAGACAAGUCAAACCAGAAAAAGGCGAGACCAAUGCCGUGACAGCUCAUGGCAGAACUGACCCUGCUCAAUCAACAGGUUUCGUUUUCCAGAACUGUCUGAUCAAUGGCACCGAAGAUUACAUGAGGCUUUUUCUCAGUAAGCCUAAAGUGCACAGGACUUACCUUGGACGACCAUGGAAAGAAUUCUCAAGGACAGUUUUCAUUCACUGUACCUUAGAAGCACUUAUACAACCAGCUGGCUGGUUACCUUGGAAUGGAAACUUUGCUCUGCAAACACUAUACUAUGGAGAGUUUGAGAAUUCUGGACCCGGAUCCAAUACUUCUAAAAGAGUUCCAUGGAGUAGCCAGAUUCCUGCGGAGCAUGUCAAUACAUAUUCUGUACAGAAUUUUAUUCAAGGGAAUGAAUGGAUUUCAGCAUCUUCUUGAUUUUCAGAAGUCGUUUAAUCUGCCAGAUUUUUGUUUGUAGAUCCAUGAUUUGGCUGAAACGAGGGGAAAAUUUCGAAUGUAAAUCCCUUGGGACCUACAAUGUGUAAUGAAUUCUGUAAAACAUUAUCAUGGGAUUGAACUUUCCUUAUAUCUAGGGGCCAAAUGCUAUUUUCAA